AUGAACAUGUCCACAUCUGUAACUGCCGACGAGGACUGGCUGAUUAUUCUGUCUUCCUCGGAUAUCGACGAUGAACCUUUGCAACUGACUCCUGAUAAAAGUGACUCUGAAGAGGCGUCCCGCCCGGAAAUCGCCCCUGCUGAUUCGGUCAAUACCUUGACGGGCAGGGAGAAGAACGAUGACGAAUUCCAGAGAUCGAAAGAUUCGCCUGUUUCACAGGAGGAGAGCGUCGUGGAGAUCCAGCACCGCGAUGUGGAUUCAGAGGCGUCGCCACUGCCUGAUUCGGGAUCACCUGUGGUUCUGGAGGGUCCUGAAUCCACGGAGAUAAAGAACGAGAAGGAUGCUUUGGAAGGGGACCUGGAGGACGUGGAUGGCGCUCUGGAGAGCAAUUUGGAGGGCGGUUUGGUCCCGCCCGAGCCCAGAACCGAACCUGAAGAGGCCAAUACGGCUUUUGUCAAGAAGGAGAACCAAUCCACCAUUGAUACCCCCAGUUUGGAGACCCCAGCUGAGGCUCCAGUUGAAUCGGAGCCCGUCGCCAAACAGUGCUCUGCUUGUUUCCUCCACAGAGCCUUUGUCCAGCUUGACUCGACCAUCAGAAACGCCUCUCGCCUGAUCUACAGAGCCCUUUUCGCUGAUCUGUACUCGUCGCUUGACGCCAAGCGCAAGGAGCUCCUUCUUGACUUCACCCUCUUCCAGCACGCUCGCUACCUGGUGUUGUCGGCGCUCAAUCGCCACCAGGACUUCUUGCUUUACUACGCCGUGGCGUUGGCGGUUUCUGUGGUUUCUGUGGCGGCGCUUCGCCCUGCCCCACAGCCCAAGGAGCUCACUGUCAGCGAGAAGCUUGCCACGUUAUGGAACAAUAUCGCCUACGAGGAGUUGCCCCAGGAGAAGAAGCUGUUCUUCUUUGCACAGGAGGAAGCUCCACGGCAAUUGCGGAUCGCCAAGGUAUGGGAACGUGCAGUCGAGAGUUCCCCCAAGAUCUGGAAUCAGGGUGCGGAGGCCUCGAAACGCUUCUUCUCAAAGAGCGUUGCUUUCGGUCAGAAGCUGUGGUCAGAGUUCCAGGACCUUCCUGAGACGCAGUAUGCGAAGACAAGAUUUGCCGAGGCGUACAACCAAACCACUGUAUUUGGCAAAGAGGAGGUGCUCCCGUUUAUGAGAUCGAGCUGGGCUCGGAGCAAAAACGUGGCAGAUGCAUUCUCGGCAGAGUCCAAGGUCAAACUCCAGGGCUUCUUUGACCAGGCCAAGUCGACUUUGCAGAGCAUCUCACACAACGCUGACGCCGGUUCUUCAGCAGUGGAGGCCCAUAUCAAAGUAUGGUGGGAGCAGGCUCGCCAGGAGGCACCAAUCAUGAAGUCGAGGCUCGAUAAGACAAGCAGGGACUUGUACAAGAAAUCGGUCCAGAUCAUGAGCCAAUGGCUGGCCGAGCUCGAGAGAUGCAGAGCUGAACUCAAGGAGUUGGUAGAGGGCGACAAUGUCCCAGAGUUUGACAAUUUGUACCUUGAUAUGAAUUCCAUUCUCCAUACGUGUACCCAUGCUAACCAUCUGAGCUUGACGAGGAUGACUGAUGACCAGAUAUACGCGGCAAUUUUCAAUUAUAUUGAUCAUUUGUUCGAUAUCAUCAAGCCCAAGGAGGUGUUCUACAUGGCCAUUGAUGGAGUGGCACCCAGAGCUAAAAUGAAUCAGCAACGUGCCAGAAGAUUCCGUACUGCUUUCGAGGCAGAGGAGAAUCUUAAAAAAGCGAUUGCUCAGGGAGCCGAGAUCCCCAAGGAGGAUCCUUUCGACUCCAACGCCAUUACCCCAGGUACGGAGUUCAUGGCCAAUUUGACCGACAACUUGAAAUACUUUAUCCACAAGAAGAUGUCGGAGGACACCCGCUGGUCCAGUAUCAAGGUGGUGCUUUCGGGCCAUGAGGUUCCAGGUGAAGGUGAGCACAAGAUCAUGCAGUUUAUCAGAACCAUGAAAUCACAGUCCAGCUAUAACCCUAACUUGAGACACUGCAUUUACGGAUUGGACGCUGACUUGAUCAUGUUGGGUUUGGUGACGCAUGACUCCCACUUCUCCUUGUUGCGUGAGGAGGUGACAUUCGGGCCUAGCUCCCAGAACAAGAGUAACGAUGUUCACGACCAAAAGUUUUUCUUAUUGCAUUUAUCCUUGCUAAGAGAGUACUUGGCCUUGGAGUUCAAGGACUUGGAAAACAACCUUUCUUUUGAAUAUGACUUUGAGCGGGUGUUGGACGACUUCAUCUUGAUCAUGUACGUCAUCGGUAAUGAUUUCUUACCUAACUUGCCCGACUUGCACAUCAACAAGGGUGCUUUCCCACUUCUAUUGGGAACGUUUAAGCAGAGUAUGCUUCAUUCAGACGGUUACUUGAACGAAGGUGGUAAGAUAAAUUUCAAGAGAUUCGGCACUUGGCUUGAGUACUUGUCGGAGUUCGAGUUGGAGAACUUCGAGAAGCAGGAUGUCGAUGUCGACUGGUUCAACAAGAGAUUGGAAGAAAUCUCCAUCACUGGUGAAAAGAAAAGAGAGAGAUCCGGUAAGUUGCUUGUGUUGAAGGACCAGAAGACCUUGGUUCACCUCAUAAAACCAUGGAUUUUGGAGGUGGGGCACCGUCCUGUCAAGGAGCUUUUGGAGUUGGCUGACAGCCAAACUUUGCCCACGCUUUCUUUGCCUAAGGAUGAAGUUGAGCUCCAUCUUGAGUUCUUCAAGCAGUUCGCUUUGGAGGCGGGCUUCCUCAUUGUCCAUUCCAGGUCGAAGGACACUUAUGAGGCCAUCUACGACGUUGACGGUAUUUCACCUUAUGAAAGCCCUGAGGACUUCAACGAAAGAGUUGCUGAAUUGAAGAAGGUGAUCAGAAAGUACCAAAACGCUAACAUGUUUGCUACUGAAGAGUUGAUGAAGGAGACGAAAGACUUGUACGACGCUAAGUUCGUUGACUGGAAAGACAAAUACUACAGAGACAAGUUGCAUUUUUCAAUUCACGAUAAUGACAAGAUGAUUGAUUUAACGAGACAUUACUUGGAGGGUUUGCAAUGGGUUUUGUACUAUUACUACAAGGGUUGCCGCUCCUGGAGUUGGUACUUCAGAUUCCACUACGCACCCAGAAUUUCUGAUAUCGCCAUUGGUAUCAAAGAUAUGUUGGAGAAGAAUGAGUCCGAGGUUCAAUUUGAACAGUCCACUCCGUUCAAACCGUUUGAGCAGCUUAUGGCUGUGCUUCCUGCCAGAUCCAGGAAGUUGAUGCCUGACGUUUACAGACCAUUGAUGACUGAUGAACAUUCUCCUAUCAAGGACUUUUACCCACAUGAGGUUGAUGUGGAUCUUAAUGGUAAAACCGCGUCCUGGGAGGCUGUUGUUUUGUUGGACUUUGUUGAUGAGAAGAGGCUCCUUGAAGUUUUGAAGCCUGUUGAAUCUAAGCUUCUGCCUACUGAAACCAGGAGAAACAGCUAUGGUAAGGACAUUAUCUUUAUCUACAACCCACAGAAUGACUCUGUUUAUCCAACCCCACUUCCUGGCUUCUUCCAUGACAUUGAGCAUGACAGAUGUUACGAGGAAUACUUCGAAUUGCCUCCCUUGGAUCCUGAAUUCAAGUUUGCUUUGCCCGAGGGCGCCAAGUUGGGUAAGGAGCUUUUAGCAGGUUUCCCAACGCUCUACACUAUUCCAUUCACAUCCGAUUUGUACUUAUCAGAGGUCAAGGUUUUCAACUUCCCAUCGAGAUCUGAGUCGAUGAACCUCAAGAUUGACAACAUUUGGAGUGAUAUGUCGAUACAACAGUUCAGUCAAAAGUUUUUGGGUAAAAUUGUUUACAGCAAUUGGCCAUUCUUGACUGAAUCGAGGGUUACUGAAGUGUGGGAUGGUCUGUUCAAGUACGAGAAGAUCAAGGCGGGCACUGGUCGUAAAUUCAUUGUUAAUGAGUUGACUUCCGAUGAACACAGAGAAUUUUCUCAGAUCAAGUCAGGACUCCGCAAUGAAUACGCUAAAACCAAGGCCGUCCAUCUCAAGAACAUUGAGGCCAUCGUGUUCGUUCAGCGCAUCAAGGGUAUGGUCAGAGCCCAGUCUGGUGCUUACGUCAAGUCUUUCCACUACGACAAGGAGCCAGUGCCAAUCCAGAUGAUUGUUGAGGAAGUUGUUAAUGAGGAUGAGAGAUAUGCGGUCAAGCCACCUAAGCCAAUUGAUGAGGAAUUCCCAGUUGGGUUACCAGUUGUCUUCUUGGGUGCUUUCGCCUACGGUGCUCCUGCUACUGUUGCUGGAUACACCGGUAACGACAAGAUCAAUGUCAGAGUUGACAAGAUCCAGUCCACCUUGGAACCCAACAUCGGUAAGAAGCGUUUGCAGAUUGAGGACCGCGAGAUUAGAUAUCUUAGUUCCUACGAAGCUGCUAAGGCUUUGAGAUUGAAUGGCCUUUUCUUGUCGAAGAUCACGAGUGCUUUCAUGCUCAGAGACAAGAAGGCGGGUCGUGUCAAUGUUGGUUUGGAUAUCAAGAACGAUGCCCGUCGUGUGAAGGUUUUGGGCUACACCAGAAAGAGUGGCAGAUUUUGGGAGUACUCGCCAUUGGCUAUGAAGUUGAUCAAGGACUACCAAGACAAGUUCCCCAAGCUUUUCAAGAACCUCAUCAGCCUCAAGGACCGUCGUGAUAUGCCACCUAUCGAGGAGGUCAGCAGCGAGGCAGAGGUGCAAGAGGUACGCAGAUGGUUGAAGGCUGCCAAGUCCGAAAUGGUGCAAGUUUCCUUGGAGUCUGAGUCUUUGACGAGAUUCAGUAUCGCUGCUAUUGAGGACUUCAUGAACGAUUACAUGACCAGACCACUCCCAUUGUCCAACAAGGAUAUCAAGGGUGUUCCCAAGGAGGCCAUCAUCAACCCUAGUGCCUCGUACCAGUUAUUGGGCAACCAGAGAUACGAUCUCGGAGACCGUGUCAUCUACGUCCAGGACUCCGGUAAGGUGCCCAAGUUAACCAAGGGUACCAUUGUCAGCAUCACCGCUGUAGGAACGAAAACAUCCUUGGGUGUUGUUUUUGAUGAACCACUUGUGAACGGUAAUAACAUGAGCGGCAAGUUGAAGACCAACAGAGGUAUGAUCAUCGACUCCUCGCUUGUGUUGAACAUCACCAACAGACAAUUAGUGUUCCACUCCAAGGCUUCUAAGGACAAGAAGCCAUUGACAGAACAGGAAAGAGCCGCUAGAGCUAGACAGGCUGAGAUUGCCAAGGCCAAACAAGCCGAGGCACAGGAGAAGGUUGAGAAGGAGAAGACCUCCAAGCACACCAACGAGAUCCUCUCGUUGCUCAAAAAGAACAAGGACCAGGCUGAGGGUAAGGAGGACUCUGAUUCUAAGAGCAAAGAGGCCCAGGAAGCCGACGAGGCUGCUGUUCACGAUGCCAACCGUGUGAGACAACUUUAUGGCCAGAUCUACUCCAACGUGAUGAGUCAGGGAAGUGCUCCACCAAAUGGCAUGGUGAUUCCACCACAUUUGUAUGGAGGAGCAGGCCAGGCACCUCCACCUCAAGGUCAACAAAUACCCGUUGUUCCUGGUGUCCCAUUGCCUCCACAGUUCUUCCAACAGGCACCUCCUCAACAACAAUCAGCCCAGCAGAUUCCUACCGGACCUGCUACUGAGAGCAAGCCAAAUGGCCAAAACGAGUCCUCAAGAGGAGGCCGUGGUGGUCGUGGUAGAGGCAGAGGCAACUUCAGAGGCCGUGGUAGAGGUAGAGGAGGAAGAGGCGACUCCAAGGCUGCACAGGAAAGCAAGUGA
This is a messenger RNA of Candidozyma duobushaemuli, 5742 nucleotides long. RefSeq lists its product as uncharacterized. The transcript is spliced from 2 exons. Gene Ontology annotation, biological process: nuclear-transcribed mRNA catabolic process; rRNA catabolic process. NCBI's taxonomy places the organism in Eukaryota, Fungi, Ascomycota, Pichiomycetes, Serinales, Metschnikowiaceae. The record is from RefSeq and is a predicted model, not a curated record. Gene Ontology annotation, molecular function: 5'-3' RNA exonuclease activity; RNA binding. Gene Ontology annotation, cellular component: nucleus. The coding region runs from base 1 to 5742 and encodes 1913 amino acids.